UUUAAACUGGCUAUAAGAGUGGCUUGGUCAACGUUUACGGUGGCUUUAGAGUUUUGAAUCGCGCCGCUGAGUUUGGGGGAUCUAUACCAUCUGCGUGGGUUUCCUGGAUUGCAGCUCGCGAUGACCGUCCCCUCCCUGGAGGAGCUGGAUUCCCUCAAGUACAGUGACCUGCAGAGCUUAGCCAAGAGUCUGGGCCUACGGGCUAACCUGAGGGCAGACAAGUUGUUAAAAGCCUUGAAAGCCCACCUUGAACAGGAAGCAAGUAAAGAAAACGAGAAUCAGCAUGAAAGUCAAACUUCUGCAUCCUCUUGUGAUGAGACCGAGAUGCAUAUUAGCAUCCAGGAACAAGCUGAGAGGGAGCCGGCUGGCCACACCACCAAAACGAGAGGGCGCAGGACAGCCCACAGGAAUCCUGACUCUGAGAUGAAUGGCAGUGUGCAAACUGAAAACAAGCCACCACCUAUGACAAAAUUGUAUCUUGUGAGGAGUAACUCUGACUCUGUAAAUAACCUGUUUUUCAUGGAACUUUUCUAUGGUUUUAGAGGUAAUGAAGAUUCAAAGGUACCUUCAGAAAGAAAGAAAUUUCUCUACACAGAUGGGUUUUCCAAAUCUAGAAAAAAUAAAAGAACUGCAAGCUCUACUACUCCAAACUUUAAGAAGCUUCAUGAGGCUCGUUUUAAGGAAAUGGAGUCCAUUGAUCAAUAUAUUGAGAGAAAAAAGAAACAUUUUGAACAACACAAUUUACUUAAUGAACUGAAGAAGCAGCACGUCACUAAGGGAGCGGUGGCAACUCCAGUUUGUCUCCGAGGAAGACACCCUGUGGCUUGUACUCCCACAAGCCAGCGGCGCUCGCAAAGCCAGUCGCAGGACACUGCAGGUCGGAGCACCUUGCGUGUCAAGGAGUCGGUCAAGCGCUCCACUCUCUCAGCAACUAAAAUGAAUGUCAGGUUUUCAGCCACUACCAAAGAUAAUGAGCAUAAGCGUUCACUGACCAAGACUCCGGCCAGAAAGUCUCCGCAUGUGAUCAUACCUGGAAGUACCCCAAAAGGCCAGGCUGUGCUUGGGACACACAAGUUAAAGACCACAAAGGGGGAUUCUGUUGCAGUUAACACCCCUUUCAAGCUGACGGCUGAAGCAGCACAGACUCCAGGCUCCCAUAGGAAACCAGUGUUUGAUCUCAAAGCAAGUCUGUCUCGUCCCCUCAACUAUGAGCCACACAAAGGUAUGUGGGGAUGUUUUGAGGUACAAGACAUGCAAAGAUUAACCAAUUCUGCAUCUGAGGAUGGAAAAUUCUAGUGACUCAGUGGCAGCCAUAUGUGACCACCUACAAUUGCUGUCCCCACAUCCCUAUGACCCAUAAUUAAAAAGAAUGUCCAUUAAAGAAAUACUCAAUAAUUGAUUCACUUUUUUGUUAAUCAAAGAUAUAAUUUCUAAUCAAUGUUACUAUAAAGAAUUAAUAAAAUUUUAGCCAAAAUCAAGAAACUUAGAAGCUAUAAAGAAUGUUCUCUUUACAGCUUUCAAAGGAUCCCAGGCUGGCUGGGAACCACCAGUCCAACAACCUGGGAAAUUUAUUGGCCAGAUGUCACUCUUGGGCUUAUAUUAUAGUAACCUUAUAUCUAUUUAAAAUAUCAAUACAUAAUGUGAUCCAUCUUUCAGUACUUUUGGAAUUACUUUAAAACAGAAAAACUUCCUAUAAGAAUCAUGAUUAUGUAACAAUGUCUUUAAAUUACUAAUGUCAAUAUAACAAUGAAAACAAAAAGUUUAUUUAGCAGUUAGAGUCAACUAAACUGUGGUAAAAAUCUUCUCACACACCCCAUUUUUUCUCCCCAAGUUUUCUCAUAUUUGGCAGUGACACCUCUGUCUACUACGUUGUUUAGACAGAAACCUUAGGUGUCCUCUUUGUCCCCUCAUUCUCUCUUAGACCCCAUAUCCAGCCUAUCAGCUAUUCCUUUCACCUCUACCUUUGAAAAAGAUCUUUAAUCCCCUUUGACUCCCUUUGGUCCAAGUCGUUAUCAUCUCUUACCUAGGCUUCUAGAAUAGCCUCUUUGCCCCCACUACAACCUUAAAAAUAAACCAGAGCGCAUCACUGCCUUGCUCAGAACCUCCUAAGGUUUCUCAUCUCUCUCCCCACCUGUAGUUGCCUCCUCCCUUCCCUGACUUUGUGCCAAACACAGUGGUGUUUCAGCUCCUCAAACACACCAAGCUAAUUCCCACCUCUGGAUCUUUGAACUUGUUAUCCCUCUGCUGCACCUGGAAUACCUAUGUUCCAGCAGACCUUUUGCAGAGCUGCUCCCUCAUGUUAAUGGGGCAUGUACCUCAGCUGUCACUGACUCAGGC
Molecule: messenger RNA, 2337 nt
Organism: Hipposideros armiger (great roundleaf bat)
Lineage: Eukaryota; Metazoa; Chordata; Mammalia; Chiroptera; Hipposideridae
Gene: NUSAP1
Product: nucleolar and spindle associated protein 1
Exons: 9
Coding region: 121-1296 (391 amino acids)
Biological process (GO): establishment of mitotic spindle localization; mitotic cytokinesis; mitotic chromosome condensation
Cellular component (GO): mitotic spindle; nucleolus; microtubule
Molecular function (GO): microtubule binding
Source: RefSeq, a predicted model, not a curated record